Tachysurus fulvidraco (yellow catfish) is the source of this 2699-nucleotide messenger RNA. It is a transcript of the gene ccn4a, whose product is annotated as cellular communication network factor 4a. Gene Ontology annotation, biological process: cell adhesion; signal transduction. Gene Ontology annotation, cellular component: extracellular matrix; extracellular region. The transcript has 5 exons. NCBI's taxonomy places the organism in Eukaryota, Metazoa, Chordata, Actinopteri, Siluriformes, Bagridae. Gene Ontology annotation, molecular function: heparin binding; integrin binding. The record is from RefSeq and is a predicted model, not a curated record. The coding region runs from base 164 to 1231 and encodes 355 amino acids.
GGGCUUGUUCCCAGCUCUGACGUCACGGAGGUGUUCAAAACCAUCGCACGAGUCUCCGUAUGUCAGGCUUCACCGGCAGCCUUACAGAGGAAGGGGACUUUGUGAAGCUUUUAAAAUGAACAUCUAAUUCUGGAUUCAAUGUAUUUACCAUUUGGGUUCAGUAAUGAGCUGGCUCCUGUCUUGGGUCCUACUUGUCAUCCGAUUACAUCAGGCCGUUUCCCUGAUUUCCACCAUCGCACCACCCAUAACUGAUGAGCCCUAUAACCGGACUCAGUACUGUAAGUGGCCAUGCACAUGCCCUGAGACUCCCCCUACCUGCCCGCCUGGUGUCAGCCUCAUAAUGGAUGGCUGUGACUGCUGUAGAGCCUGCGCCAAGCAGGUGGGUGAGGAGUGCAACGAAGCAGACAACUGCGACCACCAUCGUGGUCUCUACUGUGAUUACAGCUCAGACAAGCCUAGGUACGAAAAAGGAGUGUGUGCAUAUCUGCUCGGCACUGGCUGUGAACACAAUGGUGUAAUCUAUCGCAAUGGGCAGAGUUUUCAGCCCAACUGUAAAUACCAGUGUCUAUGUGUGAAUGGGGCCAUUGGCUGUGUACCCCUGUGUAAUGACUCUCAGCCUCCAAGGGUGUGGUGUCCAACCCCAAGGCGGGUCAAGAUCCCCGGCCGCUGCUGUGAGCAGUGGAUAUGUGAAGAACCCAGGAGGGGGCGCAAAGCAGCACCUCGGCAUGCUAUGGCAGCUCUCUCCAGUGGAAAAGACACAUGGCAGGAGAACUGUGUGACACAGACCACAUCAUGGAGCCCAUGUUCCAAGACCUGUGGUCGUGGAGUGUCUUUACGCCUCACUAACGCCAACAAACAGUGUCAGAUGGUCAAAGAGAGACGCCUUUGUAAUAUUCGGCCGUGUGAGGUUGACAUCACUAAGCACAUUAAGCCUGGAAAAAAGUGCCUAAACAUCUACAGGGAAGAUCAACCGACCAACCUCACCAUCUCAGGCUGCACCAGCAAAAAGCUCUACUGGCCAAAGUACUGUGGUGUCUGCACAGACGAGCGCUGCUGCAUCCCUUAUAAAUCCAAAACAGUGCAAGUGGAGUUUCAGUGCCUUUAUGGAGCCACGGUUACUUGGCAGGUGAUGUGGAUUAAUGCCUGCUUCUGCAACCUUAGCUGCAAAAACCCCAAUGACAUCUUUGAAGAUUUAGAGCAGUACUAUGAGAAUCGAGAGAUUAUGAACUGAGAAACAGGAGACUACAGACACAUGUUGGAGUCAAAACAAUCAACAGGAUCAAUGCAACAGAAAUAAGAUUCAUUCCAUGAUGCAAUAAAUUUUAGACCCUAGACAUCACACUUAAUUAAUAAAUACAAAUAUAUUGCUUUGUCUAUAGAAUUUGGUGCUUCAUAUUACAAUAAUGUUAUAUAUAUAUGAUAUGAAGGAUAAUUAAACAAAAAAGCAGACAAUAAUCAUGCAGCAAAUGGAAAUGGACACAACUCAGGAACACAGUUCUCAGAGAGAGAGAGAGAGAGAGAGAGAGAGAGAGAGAGAGAGAGAGAGAGAGGUUGUUAAUAAGAAUAAGCAGCAGGUGUGCUGCAUUAAUUUGCAUUAUCUAGCACAUCAGAUUAGACUACAGCCCAAACUCAUAAAUGGCCUUGAUACGUAAUUACUGAGCGCGCGCGCGCGCGUGUGUGUGUGUGUGUGUGUGUGUGUGUGUGUGUGUGUGUGUGUGUGUGUGUGUGUGUGUGUGUGUGUGUGUGUGUGUUAGUUAAAUGAAGUAACAUGUCAAACUCUGCAGUGUGACAGUCCUGCUUUAUUCUGAUAUACACAGAAUUCUCUCACAAGGUCUUUGACUUUUUCCUUUUGGAAGAAUUUGUUGCUCUGUAGUGUAAAUAAAGUAUGUUUGACUUCAAUAUUACUUUUACUGCGAUCAUAAAUAUUUUUAGAUUCUGACAUAUUAUGUUUCCCUUCUUUAGACCUGUAUUUGCAUGAUACAUGAUGCAAACAUACAUGAUAUUUAUAUGACUAUGAUGUAACACAUUUUUCAUUUAAAAAAAGAGAUAUUCUAUAGAUUGCACUUAUGCAGAUAAAGCUGAAAUUCAGCAUGUAACUCAGUCUGAUUAAAAUAAACACCACGUUCUGACAUUUGAGCUUAGAUGAUUAAAUAUAGUGUCAUUUGUAUAGUUUAAUUUAACAACACAGAAUCCUUUAAACAUUUAUUAUUUCCUAAAAAAAAUAUGUUUUCUCAAAUAGGUGAUUUUUUUCUUGGUUGAUUGUUUCAAAAUUAUUGGCAACCCUACAAUAUGUAAAUGAAUACUCUGGGGGGGAAAAAAUAACAGCGCUUUAAUAGAUUGUGUCUCUGUUUCUCUUUUUUGGGACUAUAUGCUUUAAUGUCCUGUAAUAUUUAACAAGCUGGAACUAGGUUGGCUCAUGUCAGUUCAGUUUUAAGACAGUAGGUUUUAAAUAGAGUUCAUACUGUAUAUGAGAUUGUUUACAUGCACUCUAUAGGAGGCAGUGGACUGAAAUCAGUGCUCCUGAAACAUUAUCGUGACUUGCUGUUACAAACUAUUUGAAUUUUCCUCCAAUUUAUUAAUGUACACCAUAGUCUAUAAAGAAUAAUAAACUGCUUGAGAAUCAGCAAAUAUAUCCAAUAUGCUGAAGGAUGAUUUUAUAUAUAUAUAUAUAUAUAUAUAUAUAUAUAUAUAUAUAUAUA